GUUCACGUUAAAUUAUGUUUUAAUAAUGUUCAUAAUUUAUUUUAUUUUUAGAAUUUAUAAAUUUAAAAAUCGCAAUGUUAACGUAACGUUAUUUUCCGAAGGAUUCUAUAAUGGUUGAGCUUCCUUCUGUAAUAAUAAAUUUAUUAUUUUUGACAAAAAUGUCACUGGUAAAAUCUAUCACGUGUAAUUAUAAAUUGUGUUAUCUUUCAUACAAUAUGAAAGAAUUGAAACCCACACCCAGGUGUAAGUUCGUAUUAUACAACGACUUGCUUUAUCAUCCUGCAAUGGAUCUCCCAGUUUAUUCAGAAGAAUAUCCAAAAUACCCUCUAUAUCCAUACUAUGAUGCUCCUAAAAACUUAUUUUUUGACACAUCAAAGUUAAAUAAAUUCAACGAAAAUCCACAUGAUGACAUACAAGAAUCCCAUAUACAGACAGAAUAUAUGGAAAACGCCAGACUUAAACGAAAAGGAAUGUCUGUAGAGCAUGUUGACAAAAGUCCACUUUCAGAGUUAAAUCGCACUAUUGGACGUGAUUUUAAAGAUUAUGUUUACUCAGAACGAAAACCACACAAGGAAAAGAUUAAAGUUGAUUUAUCGGAGUACGAUAAAAUAAACCCAGGACUUGGUCCCUGGCCAAGUUAUGAAGAAUUAAAGAAAAACAACAUGGAUGUUGACACAUCAAUGUCUCUGGAACUUGACCCUGAUGAUGAUUUCCAGAAAACAUUAAUGGACAAUCCUCCCAAAAGAACUGAAAUUAAGACCAUAGCUGAAGCCAGGGAUGCUCAACAGAGGUGGCUAGAAAGAAGUCAAAAUGAAGAAUGGCCAUUGACAUAUGAUGAGUUUGCUGAACUACCCCUGGACAUGAGAGAAGCUUACUAUAAAAACAGAUAUAAAGUCAGUGACAUUGAUGAGCAAUUUCUGAUGGUUUUAAAUUAUAGAAGAGCUCUUGAAAAUAAGAAGAGCAAAUUAUUGAAUCCUAUGGAGUUUGACUUUAUUGAAUCUGACUACAAAUACACUCCUAAAUACACACCGGUUCUAGAGGACCUGAAGAAUUGGGAUGAUCCUCUCGAAUGUCCGUGGAGACUUAGAGCCAACGAGGCCAUAAGAGACUGUGUAUCGUACGGAUGGCCAGCUAAGGAUUUGAGAUUUCACUCGGGAAUUGAUGUUUAUGAUAUUACCUGGCUGCCAGGAGUUGUAAAAAUACUAGUUGAGAGAACCAGGAACGAGUGUGGUACCAUUAAACCAAAGGAGCUCAAGCUUAUGUUAAUGAAAUUAGAGAAAAGACUAUUACAAUUGGAUGAAGAGGAGUAUACUGAAGUGAUGAAUAACCACAUGAUAGUACUAUGUUCUAAGCCUGAACAUGGUAAAGUACUACACUCGAGAAGAGAAUGGAAUGAAAAUAUUGGAAAUAAAGUUACAAUAAAGAUGAACGAUGAAGAAAAAACUGAAUACACUGGAGAACUGGUGGGAUCUGAUAGUGUUUUCGGAAUACAAAUUAAAGUUGGCGAUAACAAAAUAACAUUACCGCUCCCAUUUGUUUAUGAGGUUGUUUUAAAGUAAGAAAUUAUAUUUCGUUUUUAAAUUUAAAGUGUUUUUUAAUUUUAGAAUGUUGUUUUACACAUAAAU
Theileria parva strain Muguga is the source of this 1625-nucleotide messenger RNA. RefSeq lists its product as uncharacterized. The transcript is spliced from 13 exons. The record is from RefSeq and is a predicted model, not a curated record. Bases 111 to 1559 code for a protein of 482 amino acids. NCBI's taxonomy places the organism in Eukaryota, Apicomplexa, Aconoidasida, Piroplasmida, Theileriidae.